Molecule: messenger RNA, 3229 nt
Organism: Lagenorhynchus albirostris (white-beaked dolphin)
Lineage: Eukaryota; Metazoa; Chordata; Mammalia; Artiodactyla; Delphinidae
Product: sodium/potassium-transporting ATPase subunit alpha-4-like
Biological process (GO): intracellular sodium ion homeostasis; potassium ion import across plasma membrane; proton transmembrane transport
Cellular component (GO): membrane
Molecular function (GO): ATP hydrolysis activity; ATP binding; P-type sodium:potassium-exchanging transporter activity
Source: RefSeq, a predicted model, not a curated record
GAAAGCCAUGGGGCUUGGAGGGAGAAAAGGGACCGUGACACCUCAUGAGCAGAAUCCAAGCCCAAGACCUAAGGGUCCUAAAAUGAGUAAAAGAAAGAUGAAGAGGACAGAAAAGAGAGAGAUGGAGGACCUGAAGAAGGAAGUGGUCAUGGAUGAUCACAAAUUAACCUUGGACGAGCUGAGCACCAAAUAUUCUGUGGACCUAACCAAGGGCCAUAGCCCUGAAGAGGCACAGGAAACCCUGGCUCGAGAUGGACCCAAUACACUUAGCCCACCCCCUACCGCUCCAGAAUGGGUUAAAUUCUGAAAACAACUGUUUGGCGGUUUUUCCCUCCUACUGUGGACUGGUGCCAGUCUCUGCUUUGUGGCCUAUGGCAUCCAGUUAUAUUUCCAUGAGGACCCUACCAAAGAUAAUCUGUACCUCGGCAUUGUACUAACAGUCGUGGUCAUCAUCACCGGCUGCUUCUCCUAUUAUCAGGAGGCCAAGAGCUCCAAGAUCAUGGAGUCUUUUAAGAUCAUGGUACCUCAGCAAGCUCUGGUAAUCCGAGGCGGAGAGAAGAUUCAGAUCCCUGUACAAGACGUGGUGGUAGGAGACCUGGUAGAAGUGAAGCGGGGAGACCGGAUCCCUGCUGACAUCCGGCUUAUCUCUUCACAAGGAUGUAAGGUGGACAACUCAUCCUUGACAGGAGAGUCAGAGCCCCAAUCCCACUCCUCUGAUUUCACCAAUGAGAACCCUCUGGAGACCCAAAAUAUCUGCUUCUUCUCCACCAACUGUGUGGAAGGGACAGCCCGGGGCAUCGUGACUGCCACAGGAGACUCCACAGUGAUGGGCCGAAUUGCCUCGCUGACCUCUGACCUGGCAGUGGGCCAGACCCCCAUGGCUAUGGAGAUCGAGCACUUCAUCCAUCUGAUCACAGCAGUGGCCGUCUUCCUCAGUGUCACUUUCUUUGGGCUCUCACUUAUCUUGGGCUACAUCUGGCUGGAGGCUGUUAUUUUUCUUAUUGGCAUCAUUGUGGCCAACGUGCCUGAGGGGCUGCUGGCCACCAUCACUGUGUGUCUGACCCUGACAGCCAAGUGCAUGGCUCGGAAGAACUGCCUGGUGAAGAACCUGGAGGCGGUGGAGACACUGGGCUCCACCUCCACCAUCUGUUCCGACAAGACGGGCACCCUCACCCAGAACCGCAUGACCGUCGCCCACCUGUGGUUCGACAGGACCAUCUAUGAGGCUGACACCAGCGAAGAACAGACUGGGAAUUCAUUUGCCAAGGGCUCUGAUACCUGGUUUAUCCUGGCCCGAAUCGCUGGCCUCUGCAACCGGGCUGAUUUUAAGGCUAAUCCGGAGUACCUUCCCAUAGCUAAGGUGUCAGCAGGGGAUGCUUCUGAGUCAGCCCUCCUCAAGUUCAUCGAGCAGUCUUACAGCUCUGUGAAGGAGAUGAGAGAGAAAAGCCCCAAGGUGGCAGAAAUUCCCUUUAAUUCUACCAACAAGUACCAGGUGUCCAUCCACCUUCGGGAGGACGGCUCCCAGACCCACGUACCGAUCAUGAAGGGGGCGCCUGAGAGGAUCUUGGAGUUUUGCUCUACUUACCUUCUGAAAGGGCAGCAGUACCCAAUGGUUGAUGAGAUGAAGGAAGCCUUCCAGAAUGCCUACUUGGAACUGGGCGGUCUGGGGGAACGCGUGCUAGGGUUCUGCUUCUUGAGUCUGCCGAACACUUACUCCAAGGGAUUCAAGUUUAACACCGAUGAAAUCAAUUUUCCCAUGGAUAACCUUUGUUUUGUGGGGCUCAUCUCCAUGAUUGACCCUCCCCGAGCUGCAGUGCCUGAUGCCGUGGGCAAGUGUCGGAGUGCCGGGAUUAAGGUGAUUAUGGUAACAGGGGAUCAUCCCAUUACAGCCAAGGCCAUUGCCAAGGGUGUGGGCAUCAUCUCAGAAGGCACCGAGACAGCAGAGGACAUUGCUGCCCGGCUCAAGGUCCCUGUCAGCCAGGUCAAUGUCAGGGAUGUCAAAGCCAUCGUGGUGCACGGCUCAGAACUAAAAAAUAUGAACUCAGAGCAGCUUGAUGAGAUCCUCCAAAACCACACUGAGAUCGUGUUUGCUCGGACCUCCCCCCAGCAGAAGCUCAUCAUUGUAGAGGGAUGUCAGAGGCUGGGAGCCAUUGUGGCGGUGACAGGGGACGGGGUGAAUGACUCCCCCACGCUGAAGAAGGCAGACAUCAGCAUUGCCAUGGGCAUCGCUGCUGGCUCUGAUAUGUCUAAGCAGGCAGCUGACAUGAUCCUGCUGGACGACAACUUUGCCUCCAUCGUCACAGGAAUGGAGGAGGGCCGCCUAAUCUUUGACAACCUGAAGAAAUCCAUCGCCUACACCCUGACCAGCAACAUCCCCGAGAUCACCCCCUUCCUGCUGUUCAUCAUCCUUGGUAUCCCCCUGCCUCUGGGCACCAUAACCAUCCUCUGCAUUGACCUGGGCACUGACAUGGUCCCUGCUAUCUCCUUGGCUUAUAAGUCGGCCUAAAGUGACAUCAUGAAGAGGGCUGCAUGGAAUCCAAAGACUGAUAAGCUGGUGAAUGACCAUCUCACUGGUGUGGCCUACGGACAGAUUGGGAUGAUCCAGGCUCUGGCAGGAUUCUUCACCUACUUUGUGAUCUUGGCUGAGAAUGGUUUUAAACCUACUGAUCUGCUGGGCAUCCGCAUCAGCUGGGAAAAUCGAUACCUCAAUGACCUGGAGGACAGCUACGGACAACAGUGGACCUAUGAACAGCACAAGGUGUUGGAGUUCACAUGCCAAACGGCCUUCUUUGCCAGCAUCGUGGUCGUGCAGUGGGCUGACCUCAUCAUCUGCAAGACCUGCAGAAACUCUGUCUUCCCGCAGGGCAUGAAAAACAAGAUCCUAAUAUUUGGGAUCUUGGAGGAGACGUUCCUGGCUGCUUUUCUGUCCUACACUCCAGGCAUGGACGUGGCCCUGCGAAUGUACCCACUCAAGAUAACCUGGUGGCUCUGUGCCACUCCCUACAGCGUCCUCAUCUUUGUCUAUGAUGAAAUCAGAAAACUCAUCAUCUAUCGUCACCCUGGCGGCUGGCUGGAGAAGGAGACCUACUACUAAACUCAACAGAGGAAGAUCUUCACAUGACAUCAGGGUGUCCUGAGCGCCAGGUGGGGGAGGGUUGCGGUAAUGAGUUUGGGAAAACUGAGAGUGCACAUCAGUUGGGGCAGGGAGAUGCCAGGAGGAAGAACUUUG